GGAAACUUCACUCACUGUGUUUGUCAAGGGACGAAUAACAAGCUGACCCAACUGGGACAUGUGGAAGACCAUUUCACCAGCCUGCAGAGGAUGUACAACAACUGCGAGGUGGUACUCAGCAACCUGGAGAUUACAUAUGUGGAGCACAAUCGUGACCUCUCUUUCUUGAAGACAAUACAGGAGGUUGCAGGAUAUGUGCUCAUUGCACUUAACAUGGUGGAUGUCAUUCCCCUAGAAAAUCUCCAGAUCAUCCGAGGCAAUGUGCUAUAUGACAACUCCUAUGCCCUGGCAGUUUUAUCCAAUUACCACAUGAAUAAAACCCAGGGACUCCGAGAGCUGCCAAUGAAACGGCUGUCAGAAAUUCUAAAUGGAGGUGUUAAAAUCAGCAACAACCCCAAACUGUGCAACAUGGACACUGUUCUCUGGAAUGACAUCAUUGACACAAACAAGAAACCUCUCACAGUGCUUGAAUUUUCAAGCAACUUGUCAUCGUGUCCCAAAUGCCACCCGAACUGCACAGAAGACCACUGCUGGGGCCCUGGCGAACAGAACUGCCAGACUUUAACAAAAGUCAUCUGUGCCCAGCAGUGCUCUGGCCGGUGCAGGGGAAAGGUGCCCAGUGACUGCUGCCACAACCAAUGUGCUGCGGGCUGUACGGGGCCCCGGGAGAGCGACUGCCUGGCAUGUCGCAAGUUUCGGGAUGAUGCUACUUGCAAGGACACUUGUCCUCCCUUGGUCCUGUAUAACCCCACCACCUAUCAGAUGGAUGUCAACCCCGAUGGAAAAUACAGCUUUGGAGCCACUUGUGUGAGGGAGUGUCCACACAACUACGUGGUGACAGACCAUGGCUCCUGCGUUCGCUCAUGCAAUACUGAUACUUAUGAAGUUGAAGAAAACGGUGUUCGGAAGUGUAAAAAGUGUGAUGGGCUGUGCAGCAAAGUGUGCAACGGCAUUGGAAUAGGUGAACUUAAAGGGAUCCUCUCCAUAAAUGCCACAAACAUUGACUCCUUCAAAAACUGUACAAAAAUCAAUGGGGACGUUAGCAUUCUCCCAGUUGCCUUUCUAGGUGAUGCCUUCACGAAGACCCUACCCUUGGACCCCAAGAAGUUGGAUGUCUUCAAAACAGUCAAAGAAAUAUCAGGAUUUUUGUUGAUUCAGGCCUGGCCUGAAAAUGCUACUGACCUAUAUGCUUUUGAAAAUCUGGAGAUUAUACGAGGCAGAACCAAGCAACAUGGCCAGUAUUCCCUUGCUGUUGUUAGCUUGAAAAUACAGUCCUUAGGGCUGCGCUCUCUCAAGGAAAUAAGUGACGGAGAUGUUGCCAUUAUGAAGAACAAGAACCUCUGCUAUGCUGACACCAUGGACUGGCACAGCCUGUUUGCAACUCAGAGCCAGAAAACAAAGAUUAUACAGAACAGAAAUAAAAAUGAGUGUGCUGCUGCCAGGCAUGUUUGUGACCCCCUGUGCUCGGAUGUAGGCUGCUGGGGCCCAGGACCCUUCCACUGCUUCUCCUGCAGGUUUUUUGACCGCCAGAAAGAGUGUGUGAAACAGUGCAACAUCCUGCAAGGGGAGCCGAGAGAGUUUGAAAGGGACUCCAAGUGCCUGCCCUGCCACCCCGAGUGCCUGGUGCAAAACUCCACUGCGUACAAUGCAACCUGCACUGGACCUGGCCCCGACAACUGCAUGAAAUGUGCCCAUUUUAUAGACGGCCCCCACUGCGUGAAGUCCUGCCCAGCGGGCGUUCUGGGUGAGAACGACACCCUGGUCUGGAAAUAUGCUGAUGCCAAUGCUGUUUGCCAGCUCUGCCAUCCAAACUGUACCAGGGGGUGCAAAGGACCAGGUCUUGAAGGCUGUCCAAAUGGCUCCAAAAUCCCCUCUAUCGCAGCAGGCGUGGUUGGAGGUCUCCUUUGCCUGGUGGUGGUUGGCUUGGGCAUCGGCCUUUACUUGCGGAGGCGCCACAUUGUCCGGAAGCGCACCCUGCGCCGGCUGCUGCAGGAGCGGGAGCUUGUCGAACCACUGACACCCAGCGGGGAGGCACCAAACCAGGCUCAUCUGAGAAUUUUAAAGGAAACAGAAUUUAAAAAGGUUAAAGUUUUAGGCUCUGGAGCUUUUGGCACUGUUUACAAGGGACUUUGGAUCCCAGAAGGGGAGAAGGUUAAAAUUCCUGUUGCUAUUAAAGAGUUGAGAGAGGCUACAUCACCAAAAGCCAACAAGGAAAUACUUGAUGAAGCUUAUGUGAUGGCCAGUGUAGACAAUCCUCAUGUGUGCCGCUUGCUGGGGAUCUGCCUGACUUCUACUGUUCAGCUGAUCACACAGCUGAUGCCUUAUGGCUGCCUCCUUGAUUACAUCCGAGAGCACAAGGACAACAUUGGUUCCCAGUACCUUCUCAACUGGUGUGUGCAGAUAGCAAAGGGAAUGAACUAUCUGGAGGAGCGUCGCCUGGUGCACCGGGACCUUGCUGCCAGGAAUGUCCUCGUUAAAACUCCUCAACACGUGAAAAUCACGGACUUUGGGCUGGCAAAGCUGCUUGGUGCUGACGAGAAGGAGUAUCAUGCUGAAGGAGGCAAGGUUCCUAUUAAAUGGAUGGCCUUGGAGUCAAUUUUACACCGGAUUUACACUCACCAAAGUGACGUCUGGAGUUAUGGCGUGACAGUGUGGGAGCUGAUGACAUUUGGGUCGAAGCCUUAUGAAGGGAUUCCUGCCAGUGAAAUCUCCUCUGUCUUGGAGAAGGGCGAGCGUUUGCCCCAGCCCCCCAUCUGUACCAUCGAUGUCUACAUGAUCAUGGUCAAAUGCUGGAUGAUUGAUGCGGACAGCCGUCCCAAGUUCCGUGAACUGAUAGCAGAGUUCUCAAAAAUGGCCCGUGACCCCCCACGCUAUCUCGUUAUACAGGGAGAUGACAGGAUGCACCUUCCCAGUCCUACGGAUUCCAAGUUUUAUCGCACCCUGAUGGAAGAGGAGGACAUGGAAGACAUAGUGGAUGCGGAUGAGUAUCUCGUGCCACACCAAGGCUUCUUCAACAGCCCCUCAACAUCUCGCACUCCUCUCCUGAGUUCAUUGAGUGCUACUAGCAACAACUCUGCUACAACCUGCAUUGACAGGAACGGGCAGGGGCACCCUGUAAGGGAAGACAGCUUCGUCCAGAGGUAUAGCUCAGACCCAACGGGUGCUUUCUUGGAGGACAGCAUAGACGAUGGCUUCUUGCCAGCCCCAGAGUACGUAAACCAGCUGGUGCCCAAGAAAACAUCUGCCUCAGCGGUCCAGAAUCCAAUCUACAACAACUUCUCGCUGACAGCAAACUCAAAGGUCCCCACAGACUCCAGCUACCAGAAUUCACACAGCACAGCUGUGGACAAUCCUGAGUAUCUCAACACCAACCAGUCCCCACUGGCUAAAACAGUCUUCGAGAGUUCUCCGUACUGGAUCCAGGCGGGCAACCACCAAAUAAAUCUGGACAAUCCUGACUAUCAGCAGGACUUCUUACCAAAGGAAACCAAACCUAAUGGUCUCUUGAAAGUUCCCGCAGCUGAAAACCCAGAGUACUUGAGGGUAGCAGCACCAAAAAGCGAAUACAUUGAAGCUUCAGCAUGACCAUAGGGAAUUUCUUCUUGCAGCAAGGCAAGCCAGACUGGGUGAGCCACCUGGCUGCUUCAAGAACAGACUCUGGCUCAGAGGAAAUGGUGACUGCAAUGCAUCAGUAAGCACACCUUUCUUUUUCAGCAUGGAGGCUGAAACUGCAAAGCCUAUCUGAUGGUAGUUUGAGUCUUUUCUUGCCCAGUUCCAUGUAAUUACUGAGGCCCAUAGCCUGCACUCGGAUGCACGUUGAGAUGGAGGGGGAUCUUCCUGGACAGAAAUAAAAAAGAUGCAUUCCUUUAAUUUUUAAAUGAUAACAUGGUAAGAAGCCACUCUGGGAUGAAUUUAAGAACUGUACUCAAUGUACAGUCAAGAUCCUUUCUAAGUCUUUAUUUUUAUAAGUGCUUCUAACAGAAUUUUUGGAUCUUUUACAAGAUGAGAUGCUUGUACUGCUGGUCUGCUAUGUGGUACUCAGAUCACCAGCAAGAAAAUAAAAAAAAACAACAUUACUCAGUGGUUUUCCAAAACUCCUGGUACAGAAACAGUUUUUCUAAACCAUCGGAUUUUUACAAAUUGGCUCCAUAUACUGCUUGGCAUGAAGAGGAGCAGUGCAUCUGAGGGACGUAUGGGAAAUUCUGCCCUGGGCAGUAUGGAGUGGAUCACUCCAGGAAAAACUAGCACAAAAAGCAAAAUGGCACAAUACAUCACCUACUGACCACUACUGUUAAAAGCUGACAGGAGGAACUCACCUCAAAAGUCAUGGUUAUAAAGUGCUCUCUAGUCUGUUUUCUGAUGGUCAAACACAAGACUUGUUUUUUCUGAUCACUUAUGUAGUUGUCAAAUUGCCAAAAUGCCUUUCUUCUUCGACAAAACUGUUAAAGAUGUUGCUGUAACUGAAAAAUGAAGUGUCAAAUAAUGUUUAACAGACUUUAAUUAAAUGUCAAGGAAAUGCAAAUUGUGGCAAUUCGGAGCAUUCACGAGACAGUCUGGAAGAAAUAUAGUGAAUUAAAUCUUCUAGGGCAAGAAAUACAGGUAGCUGUAGCCAAGCAGUUUUAUUUCCUUUCUUAAAUGGGAUCAGAGCAUGAGUAACCCAGUAUAAAAUGUGUUGGCAGCUUGUGUGUGUGCAUUAGCUUACUAGGCUCACUGCAGUCAGGAGCAAAGCCAUAUAUUGGGUCAAAAUCUAGAGAUUGUCCUGUUUGGUACAUGCUUGUCACUGUGACCAAGUCUCAGGCACAGCAGUAUGGAGAAUGCUGUUUGACUUUGAUUAUUACUGGCUUGUCUUUAAAAUGCUAACAAAAAAUCAGUUCCUACGUCCAACUAGAGGCAGAUUUUGCCUUGCAUUCCUGAGAGAAGAUUUGUUGUGUUGCUCUCACAAGCACAAAACAUGUAUGCACAGGCUGUGCAACUUUUCUCCACCUAUCACCCUGGGGGGACUGUACAUGAAACCAAAAAAAUGUAUUGGCAGAAAUCACAGAUACUUUUCAAUUUGCUAAAUCAAUUUGCUAUGUCUCCCAGCAGAACUACUAGAAAAUCACAUAGUUCAUGUUCUCCUGCAGAAUCUUUACAACACUAUUACAAAAAGGAUUUAACUGAUGUUUUGUGUUAGAUAAAAUGAGAGAGCCACUAAGAAGUAGCAAUAUGUAUUACCAGCAUUAUGUAGCAUGAAUAUUAUUUGAUAGAGGUUAAUGUGCUUGUCCUUUUAAAAUAAUUUAGGAGGGAUUCAGUUGCAACUAGUUGCUAUAAACAAGGACAUUUCUUCUAAGCAUUGAGCAGUAUAAUUUUGAAAAAGCAUCCCUUUUUUCAGUGUGUUUGUUUUUAAAAGAAAAAUAGGGAAGAGGAUGCAGGACCAUGAACUCUCGAUACAAAUGUACAGACUCCUAAUUGGUGGAAUCAGCUAUAUUGCCAAGUAGUUUUGGUAAGCAGGCAUCCUGUAAGCCAUUAUUUGUAAAUCAGCAGCUCAGUAAUGAUUGUAAAGCCAGCAAACAGUAAAACCUGGGCAGUGUGCUGUAGUCUAUGGGCUGUGUCUGCAGGGCAGAUAUGAUGGCAGUGGGAGAGGCUGGGACUGCGUAGCUGUGUCACUGUUGCUGGAGGCAUGGGUGCUACAUGGAGGGGUGCUCAUAGGGUAACAGAUAUUAGCAGUGUACCAAAUAAUUUCCAGCAAGCUGGAAAAAAAACAGAUACAAAUCAAUAAGCAGUAGAAAUGGUCUGGUUUUCCCACCACAGCUCCCUGACCAUGUAGCAGCAAGGAGGCCUGUGCCAUAAAGGCAAACACAGGCAGCAUAAAGCAUCAUCCAAAAAUAAUUUGCAAGUUCUGCCCUUGUCUCUCAGGAGCCGUGGGUAGAAAAUGCUGGUUUUUUGAAGUGCGACUAAAUAGGGAAAUACAGAAAGCAACAGACACUUUUGAAAACUAACAAUAUUACUUAUCAAGAAAAUUUAAAUUUCCAUUUUUUCUGUAUUUCUCAUAGAAGGCAAAAUAAAACCACUCACAAGUUAGUGCUUAGUGUCUCUGAAACAUAAAGCAGUAAUUAUUAUGGAACUGCUUUUGCAAUAAUAAUUUAACACUUUUCAUUACUGCUAAGUGUAUGAAAAUGUAAAUUAAGUCAAAAGUAUGCAUCUUACUUUGAUGUUUUCCAGUGAGCUAUGUAUAGUGUCAGUGCACUUGACUUCAUCUGGGCCUUGAGUUGUUCUCCAGCACGGCAAGUUCGCUUGGGAAACUUCCUUCAUGUUGCAAUUGGUCUUGUUGAGUAAAUUCAUCUGAGAAUCCAGGCACUUGCUUUUGUUUCCAGCUGGCAGGCAGAAAUGCAGUGACUUUUCUGGAGAGAGAAGCUGAAAUUAGAUGGUAGUUUCUGAGACACUUCAAGGUGAUGCCCUGUCCCACCACUGCCACCAACAAAUGGUCACAUGAAGGCCCCAGCAUUAGAAAAUAUGGUCCCAUGGUUCAUUUGAAAGGAAAGGGCUUGUGUAGAGAGUGUAAUGCCAGGGAAGGGGCACAGCCAGCCCAUCCAGCUGUCAAAUUUGCCCAGGGGCACCACUGAUCCCAUUGACCAUUUGCACAGGUUCACAUGGUGCCUGUCCCUGCUGACAGCUUGAAGCAAAACCCUCUUGCAGAGAUCGUUUGUGCAAAAACCAGUAUAAGCAGCAGCAAUAAUACUAUGGGCUGAAUCUCUUCUCUUGCCCAGGAGAUUCAGUAAGGGCUACAACAAUGUCACAGCUCAAAGAGAUCCCAUCACAAGGUGCCUGGAAUGUCCCUCAGUCUGUCCGGGAGUGCUCCAGGGUUCCAAGGAGAAACUUUGCAUUUCCAGACAAACACUCAUUUUUCAGACUCAGAGUGCAACAUCUUAUGCUAGUAUUACUGCUGCCUCUCCAAAUGAGCAGUUAUGGUACUCUGGCUUUUGUUUCCUUCCACAUUUCUCUGUGAGAAAACAUCUGAAUCAGGAUAAAGUAUGAAAAUAUACCUAUGUCCCCCUUCCUGAUGCAAACUGUAUACUUAUGAAAUGUCAAACUCUGUUAGAACACUUAGCAAGAAUGCUUUGUAAUGUUUUAUCACCACUGAUUGAAAUUUUUGUAUUGGGAUCCCGUUUUCUAGCUUUCUUUUUGUAGCUGUUAGCUCUUUGUUCUGAUAUUCAACUUUUAAAAGAGCCUUUUUAGAAUAAUAAAAAAAUAAUAGAAAAAAAUUAUACAAAAGAAAGACAUGACACUUUCAAGUAGCUUGUCAAAUAGGCUGCAUUAGGACCAAAGAUGUAAUGUGUUGUUUUCUUGCUUUAAAGGAAUAGGGUAUUGAUCACCACUUCCACAGCCUCUCAUUACAGGGAAAAGCUACAGUUCUCCAUUCUUCAUUGGGGUUGGGCCAGACUUCCACAGAGCCAAGAAGGCUUGAACGGAGGGUGAGGCUUCUCCGUAGAAAACCAAACCAAAUAUUAGCACCAGGUAUCAGUUCAGGGCCAGACCUACAACCUCUACUCCAUUUCAGUUCCUUUUCUGCUCAUCACAAUAGCUAAACAGUGACAGUGUCAAGGAAAAAAAAAAAAAA
Molecule: messenger RNA, 7597 nt
Organism: Calypte anna (Anna's hummingbird)
Lineage: Eukaryota; Metazoa; Chordata; Aves; Apodiformes; Trochilidae
Gene: EGFR
Product: epidermal growth factor receptor
Exons: 28
Coding region: 91-3585 (1164 amino acids)
Biological process (GO): protein phosphorylation; cell surface receptor protein tyrosine kinase signaling pathway; multicellular organism development
Cellular component (GO): signaling receptor complex; basal plasma membrane
Molecular function (GO): epidermal growth factor receptor activity; epidermal growth factor binding; ATP binding
Source: RefSeq, a predicted model, not a curated record